AUGCCGGCAUCUGAGGUUUCGAAUAGCAAUCAGCCAGAAGGCACCCCAGAAGAGAAAGGACGAGGACGAGCAGUUGUCGAACAUGUCUCGAAGUCAAUUCUUAAGGGCAAGGAUAUCAAGACCUUGUUCACCUUCAUCCGCCUGUUAUUCUCGCUGAACUACACCGCACUUGAUAUACUGCUCAUGGUCGUGGGAACCUUUUUUGCCAUUGCCGCAGGAGUUCCAGAGCCAUUGCUUGGUAUCGUGCUGGGUCAACUGAUCAAUGAGCUUAAUACGGUCGCCUGUUCCGCAAUGCAGUACAAUCCCUCCUCCGUCCGAACAAAAGUCCUGUACCUGAUCUACAUUACGAUCUUCAAUUUUGUGAGCAUCUACAUAUAUGCGGCAUGCUGGGCACUCGUCAGCGAGCGGCUGGCUCGUCGCUAUCGCAAGGCAUACUUCCGAAGCGUGGUCCGCCAGGAGGCAGCAUUCCAUGACAGUUUACCUUCAGGUCAGGUCAUCUCCCGGCUGGUCAGUGAUAUCGAGACGGUACAGUCCGGAACGUCCGAGAAAGUGGGCAUCUAUAUGGCGACCCUGUCGUACUUUGUUACGGCGUAUAUCGUGGCGUUUAUAAAAGUCCCAGUGAUCGCGGGCAUUCUCAUUGCCAUCGUGCCAUGUUUCUUCGCGAUGGCUCUCGUUGGCGGCCACCUCACCUCGCGGUAUGGGAGUCGCGUGGGCAAACACAUCGACCUGGCCACCUCCAUCGCAUCGUCCAGUCUGUCCCAUCUCAAGAUUGUGCAUGCCUUCAAUGCGCACCAACGCUUGGAGGAUCUCUUCUCCUCGCACCUGUCCAACUCCCAGAAGGAUGCGUUGAAAAAGGCGGCGGUACAUGCGACGCAGAUGGGCACACUCUUCUUUGUGGUCUACUCAUCUAAUGCACUAGCCUACUGGAAAGGGGCACAUUUGAUAGCGGACUCAAUCGACGGCCGCAACUCCGGUGUCUCCGUAGGCGCGGUAUAUACCGUGAUAUUUAUUCUCAUCGAUGCGUCAUUUAUCCUGAGCCAGGUUUCUCCUUAUAUGCAUGUCUUCAGUGCCGCAGCAAGUGCUUCCGAGCGCCUGUUAGAAGUGAUCAACCGCCCCUCCACUAUCGACGGCACCUCCGACACGGGGGGGAAGUGUGCAGAUCUUCGCGAGGAAGAAAUCAAAUUCAACGACGUGCACUUUACGUAUCCGGCUCGAUCAGAGAAUCCCGUCUUGCAGGGUGUUACUUUUUCAAUUCCUCCUAGACAGCACACUGCUAUUGUUGGUCCCUCCGGAGGAGGCAAGUCCACUAUUGUCGCCCUCUUGGAACGAUUCUACGACCCGUCUACAGGAAGUAUCUGUAUUGGCCCACAGGAUAUUCGGCACGUCAACGUGGCCAAUCUCCGAGGGCAAAUGGGCUUUGUCCAGCAAGAGUCGCAGCUCUUGAAUCGGUCAAUCCUGGAGAAUAUCGCAUAUGGCCUGGUCGGGUCAGUGGAGCAUGAAGACUUGGUGGAGGUGAUCCUGGAUAUGAGUCUCACCGGCGUCGUGGCUGAGAUUCAAUCAGGAUGCACGGAAGAGGAAGUCAUCAGAAACUGUGAUCCCAGAAUCUCCGAGAUUUUCAGACGGGCGAAGGUGGCAGCGGACAAAGCCAAUGCUCUUUCGUUCAUCGAAACACUGCAAUUCGGAAUAGCAACUAGUGUGGGCACCGCGGGUGGCCAGCUCAGUGGUGGCCAACGGCAACGCAUUGCCCUCGCCACUGCCCUUAUUCGUGAGCCCAAACUGCUCAUCCUGGAUGAGGCAACAGCGGCACUCGAUUCAAUGAGCGAACAGCUGAUUCAGGCCGCCCUGCUGAAGGUAUCUGGAACCACCACGAUUGUCUCUAUCGCGCACCGCUUAGCAGCCGUUAAGGAUGCCGACCAAAUUGUGGUCAUAGAGAAAGGCCGUGUGGCUGAAUAUGGCUCUUCCCAGCAACUACUGGAUAGUGGUGGCAUGUAUGCAAAGAUGAUUGGUUUGCAGAGAAUGGACAAUGCGGAAGCUGAUGGCGCGAAGGCGUUAGCCAGCCGUGCUAACACCCUUACUGGUUCCGAAACCCUGGAGUCAACUAUUGACGAGAAAGCUGUCCUGCAGGAGAAGCAGGAAGUCGACUUGACUACGGAUCAGCCAUCAGGUGAAGCCAAGAGGACAUCUAGUACCGUGCACGCACCCGAAGAAGAGAUUCCGACUCGAUCAAAGCGCCUCACCACGAGAAUAUACUUCUCAUUCAUUCGCCCCAAUCUGCUACUUAUUAUCCUAGGGCUGGGUAUGUCCGUAAUUAUCGGUGGGAGCUACAGUGCAAACGCAAUUCUGUUUGGGAAUACUGUCGGAGGACUUAGCCCAUGCAAGGGUACACCCAACAUCCGACACAGUGGGAACUUGUUUGGCCUUAUGUUUUUUAUCGUGGGGCUUAUCGAGCUUUUUGCAAACAUUAUGGGUGGAUGCGCGUAUGGAUGGGCCGCAGACCAGACAUUAUAUCGGGUCCGCGUGGCCUCACUUCGAUCACUCCUGAGCCAGAGCUUGACAUGGCAUAGUACUGGUGGGCGAAGUCCGGGAACACUUAUUGCAUAUAUCACAGGAGACGCGUCGGCUAUUAGUGGCUUGACCGGAACCACUAUUGGGCUUCUCCUCGCGACCACUGUGAAUCUCUUUGCGGGUAUAAUCAUCUCGUUCAUCGUAGCAUGGAAAAUAUCCAUCGUGCUGGUGCCCACAAUACCAGUUCUCCUAUUGGCUGGAGUGAUGAAACUGCGAGUGCAGAGUCAAUUUGCCGAACGGCACAAGAAGGCAUUCUCCCGGGCCACGGAGAUCACAGUCGAAGCGCUUGGGAACUUGCGUUUCGUUGCCGGAUUCUCGCUGGAGAAACAGCUCUACCGGGAGUUCCUAUUCUCUAUCCAGGGACCAUACCAAAGGACCAUGAAGGCUAUUACCUGGGGAAACUUCUGGUUGGCAGCGGCAUUUAGUGUUAGUAACCUCAUCAGCGCCCUUGCGUACUGGUGGGGCUCUAAACAGAUUGCCUCGGGACUAUACUCGCAGUCGCAGUUCUUCAUCGUUUUGCCGGCUUUACUGUUCAGCACACAGUCAUGCGGCCAGAUGUUAGCCUUGGCCCCUGAUCUGUCGAAGGCAGGGAAGGCGGCAUCGCGGAUCGUUGACCUCGUGAGUACACACUCCAACGAACGGGAAUUCGGCGGUGGCGAUGUCCAUCGGGCCCUGAUAUCUGGACCGGGAAAGUCGGAUGCGGACAUUGAGGCAAAUGAGCGUUCCGAAUCCGCGUCCUGUGGAACUGGCCAAAUGCCAGUGGGGGCAGAGCUCCGGGACGUGGAGUUCUCAUACCCUACAUCACCGGAUACCCCCAUCCUCAAGGGCUUGACCGUCACAUUUGAACCAGGGAGAUUCUAUGCACUCGUUGGGCCGAGUGGCUCCGGUAAAUCCACUAUCUUUGCUAUGUUAGAACGUUUCUACUAUCCCUCUGCUGGAUCGAUUUUCAUCAACGGCCAGGAUGUGACCCGUGUCUUGUCGACUAACUUUCGGGACGACAUUGCUAUCGUGCCUCAAGAGAAUGUGCUUUUUGAGGGAACAGUAGCGUUCAAUAUUGCCCUGGGGGCAAGACCGGGGUAUACGCCAACACAGGCCGAGAUUGAGGAGGCGUGUAAACUGGCUCACAUUCACGACGUGAUCGCGGAGCUGCCUCAGGGAUACGAGACGAUCUGUACAAAUGCCGGGAAGCAGUUCUCCGGAGGACAACGGCAGCGUCUCUCGAUUGCCAGGGCCUUGAUCCGCAAGCCCGGCCUCUUACUGCUCGAUGAAUCCACGAGCGCCCUGGAUGGUGAGUCGGAAGGCAAAAUUCAAGACGCCUUGUCGGGAUUUAUGGGCAAGACGACUGUUGUUGCCAUUGCGCAUCGUUUGCGGACUAUCUAUCGUGCGGACCGGAUUUUCCUUAUCCAGGGGGGUCGGUGUGUGGACCGUGGGACUCAUACGGAGCUGAUUGAGCGGAGUGAAAUGUAUCGCGAGAGUGUGCUGCAUCAGUCGCUCGAUGUCUGA
Messenger RNA from Aspergillus nomiae NRRL 13137, 4068 nucleotides. Its product is annotated as ABC transporter ATP-binding protein. Gene Ontology annotation, molecular function: ABC-type transporter activity; ATP hydrolysis activity; ATP binding. The coding region runs from base 1 to 4068 and encodes 1355 amino acids. Gene Ontology annotation, biological process: transmembrane transport. The transcript is spliced from 3 exons. The record is from RefSeq and is a predicted model, not a curated record. Lineage: Eukaryota; Fungi; Ascomycota; Eurotiomycetes; Eurotiales; Aspergillaceae. Gene Ontology annotation, cellular component: membrane.